Molecule: messenger RNA, 4023 nt
Organism: Plasmodium cynomolgi strain B
Lineage: Eukaryota; Apicomplexa; Aconoidasida; Haemosporida; Plasmodiidae
Exons: 3
Coding region: 1-4023 (1340 amino acids)
Biological process (GO): 7-methylguanosine mRNA capping
Cellular component (GO): cytoplasm; nucleus
Molecular function (GO): methyltransferase cap1 activity
Source: RefSeq, a predicted model, not a curated record
AUGAACCACACAUUUACCUUCGAGACAAACCUGAACGAUAUAUUCGCUGGGGAUGACAUCGCGAAGUCCGAGAAGAGCUGCGACUACUGCUUGAAGCGGAAGCGCGUGUGCAGAUGCGACACCAUCAGGAGGGAGCUGGGCAGCGAAGACGCAGCCGAGAUAGCAGAGCUGCAGGAGCGGAAAAGGUACUACGACGAAAUUUGCGACAAAAUUGUGGACAAAUACAAAGACGUGGUGAACCGGUUCGAGUACGACAAGGACAUCGUGUCGUACAUAAAGAAAAAUAAAAUUAACGAUGAAGUAGAAUGCGAAGAUUGGAUCUAUUUUUACGAGCUGCUGAAGGAGAGGAAGAUAGUGGAAAAGUGCAUCGACACCAAGUCCAGCAGGGAGGAACCGUUAACUUUGAACAGUUUUCAUUUUGAUGAGGAGGCAAAUUUCAUAAGCUCUUUAAACUACUACCUCAAGGUCCACAAGCUCCACCAUGUGAUUCAUAAUUGGAUGGGCAUGAGUGUGAACCCCUUCGAUGAGUACGCGUCUGGGGGGGGGCACCACGCUGGAAUGGGUGAUAGCUGCGAUGGAGGUGGUAGCGGUGGCGAUGGCGGCGGUGGCGCAGGCGGUGGUGGCUAUGGCGGAAAUGGCAACGGUGUGAGUGCCUAUGGGGGUGCCUCUGAUCAGGCGCAUGCAAAGCGGGAGUGGCAAUCCGGUUCAACCCACGUAGGACAAGCGGACGGAGAGGAUAACCGCGGGAGGGAUACCCUAACGCCGAUAGCAUUGGAGAAAGAGAAAAAAUUCCACCCACUGUAUUACUACCUCUACAUGCAAGAAAAUGAGAAAUGGAUUUCAGGGCUGAACAACUCGGGGAGCAUUAUCCAUCCAGAAAAUAUAACUCAUGUAUGGAAUCAAACGGUGAGAGAGAGUAACAAAAAGGUGAAGCUGUUUCGAUUAAUAACAGCAAAUAGUGUAAGCACAGAUGACGUGAUGAACUACUGCAAAAAGGAGAAGAAGAACCAACACAUGAUGGAACAGAACAGCCAUGCUGCAAGAAUUAGGAGCAUUAGUCAGUUAGUGUGUGCUUUGGGAAUGGUAGAUAUUGGGGGGUGUUUCAUCAUGAAAAUAAAAUUAUUUUUUGAUAAUUUUCUCCUGUCUGUUUUCUCCAUCCUAGCCAUAUGUUUCAAGAAGCUGGAGGUUUAUAGACCCUCCUGUUGCCACCUACGCAAUGUGGUAUUUUUAGUAGGUGUCCAUUUUAAUGGGAUCACAUCUAUUUUUUUGUCUAGCUUGAAUAAUUGGGUUCAGGGAGCACAGAGGGAGAUUGCUUCCCUGCCGGGCGAGGGCAGCCAGCUAGCCAAGCAAGGCACGUUAGCAGCGCAAGGCAUGUCAGCCGCGCAAAGCACGAUAGCUGCGCAAAGCAUGUCAGCCGCUCAAAGUACGAUAGCCGCUCAAGGGAGAAACACACCAGAUGACGCUGCCGGGGGAGUGAAAACGGGAGGAAGCUUCAGAGGGAAAAGUAUCAUCCCGAGGAAGUGGAUCAAUAAAAAUUUUUUUAGAGAAUACCAAAAGUGCAUUCAUCAUUUUGUAGACUACCUAAUUUACUAUCUCAAAAAAUGCAUAAAUGUAUCGAAUACCAAUCUGAUGAAGAAGAAUAUCGAGAACACCAAAAGGAUGUACCUUUCGCAGUUCUUUGAGGAGCACCGACUUGUCGACAUUAGGAAGAAGGACAAGCUGCUGUUUAGACUGCUAGACGAUUUGUACUUGGACCAGGGGAGGAUCAUCCCACGGGUGUACCACGCGGGCGGGGAAGACGGGGCAGACCAGGCAGACCGAGCAGACCGAGCAGACCGAGCAGACCACGCAAACCGAGCAGACCGAGCAGACCACGCAAACCGAGCAGACCACCCAAACCACGCAAACCAGCUGGAUGGUACGGACGAGAGGGACGUACUCUGUGAAGGGGACAGGAGAGGCUGCUUCACGGAUUUCCCCUACGCAGGGGCGCCAUUUUCAAAGAAGGAGUUACAAAAACUGAGGAGCAGCCUACAACUCCCUCCACAAGCAGGAAGAGAAAGGGGUAUCUUCUUCGAAGGUACAGGGGAAUCGAACGAGACACGUGAGAACAUCAGCAAUGGCGUUUUCUCCAACCGUGGGGGGAACGUGCAUAAGUAUCGCAAACAAAUCACCGCGCUUUUGAGAAGAAUCGACUUUAAGGGUGAUAAAACUUCAUCGCGGAAGCGGAGAGCUAGCAGAAUCAAUCGCGUCGAUGGUACCCCCGGUGGCCUCUUCCAGCUGGACGAAGACCUAAUCCGAAAGCGAGUCUUCUCAGUGGAUAAAACACUGCUGGAAAGGCAUGAAUCCGAAUUUGAGGGUCUCCUCAAGAAGCAAGCCUACUUCACCAACAAGAACUGGUUCAGGUGUUACCUCCAGAAGGAUGCGUACGACUUUGUGAACCCCUUUUAUUUGGGGAAGGAACUGUACAGGGAUAUAUUACUGAGCAGGAAUCACAUCUACUACAACAACUGCGACGUGGAGAUGAACAGCUUAAAACAGAUUCUGAAGCGGUACGAACCCGUGUGCUCAUCCUACGUGAUGGAUGGACAGGAGCUCUGCUGCAGCGUCAUUGACUGCCUCUUUGUUUUGAGGAAUUGCGCCCACGUGGAUCUGACCGAGGACUCGUCCCUCCUCCGCACCUUUUUAGUGAUCAGCGGGGAUGCCUCAUCCAGCGUCUUCUCCUUCUUCUCCAAGUUCGGGACUGGUUCUCGCGUCCAGCUGCAGGGAUGGGACAGCCAAGUCGGUGUCAGCGGCGAGGGCAGCGGCGAGGGCGGCGACAGUGUACGUGGCAACGGUAGCGACAGUGCAGGUCCCCGAGACGGCGCCCCCCUCCUAAACGUGCAGGAGCUGUACCAAAAGAAAACCCCCUACAAAUACUUCAGUGAGAUAUUGAAAGACAAACUGGAAGACCAAAAAAACGUUUGCUCUCUCGUAUUCAUAGAUCUCAACACGCAGCUCUUUCAAAACUAUGUGCAUGUAGUUGAAAAGGAAAUAAAAACGAAGAACUACUUCGUGUCUAGCUUGAUCAUAAGUUUCAAUUACUUGCAAAAGGGGGGUAGUCUUAUUAUUCACUUGAGCAGUGCCAUGACUUUUUUCACAGCCGGUUUGCUCUACAUAUUAGUGUGUGCCUUUGAGCGAGUGGAUUUCUUUCUCCCUCCCUCCUGUGAUGAUCUCGAGUUGGGAUUUUAUAUUUAUUGUGACACGUUUGGUGGGAACUACGUGUACAGGCACUACGUGCAGUUCCUGUGGGAGGCUCUGAUAUGUAAUCAGUAUGUGGAAGAAAAGGUUCCAUGUAGUGCUACCACCGUGUCGGUCAACCCAGGAGGGGAAGAAGUUAGCACGAUGAAGAAGAAGAAGAAGGGAGAUGUAUACCUCUCCGUUCCCCUGUUCUUUCUCAUGAACAGAAAUUUGGUUAAUCUGCUGAAGCGAUUUAACUCUUUUUAUUUUUCCCAUCACUUGAACAUUUGUAUGCAGUUUUUAAGAGAGCCAAAAUUUUUUUAUCAUAAUCGGACGUUAAUCAAGUGUCUCGUGACUCAUUUUUUUCGAGCGUAUGUUUUACCUGAGGAGUUGGGUAGAUCCUUUGGCCGUGUCUUCAAAUCGGUGAGCAUUCACUGUGACGAGGAUGGUAGUGACUUGCUUGACAGUGGUGAGGAUGGUAGUGACUUGUUGGACAGUGGUGAGGAUGGUAGUGGCCUGCUUGACAGUGGUGAGGAUGGUAGUGACCUGCUGGACAGUGGUGAGGAAGUCAAACUGGGGAGGAACCAGAAGAAGAAUAGGCAAAAGGUUAGGGGCACCACGGGCAGAAGCCGCAGUCUCAGUCGCAGUCGCAGCAGUGGAGGUAGUGGUGAUGAGCGCGUGGCGAACGAGGAAAGCGAAUUGCACCGCUCCUCUAGUGAAUCGAAUUACUCCCUGGCCUUUGAGUACAAAAAUAUCCCCAGCGAAAUAUCUGUGUCAGAGACGGCUUGGGGAGACAGCUCGUAG